Cynara cardunculus var. scolymus (artichoke) is the source of this 881-nucleotide messenger RNA. RefSeq names its product 30S ribosomal protein S9, chloroplastic. Gene Ontology annotation, biological process: translation. The coding region runs from base 104 to 709 and encodes 201 amino acids. Gene Ontology annotation, cellular component: ribosome; plastid small ribosomal subunit; mitochondrial small ribosomal subunit. Gene Ontology annotation, molecular function: structural constituent of ribosome; RNA binding. The transcript is spliced from 2 exons. The record is from RefSeq and is a predicted model, not a curated record. Lineage: Eukaryota; Viridiplantae; Streptophyta; Magnoliopsida; Asterales; Asteraceae.
AGGGUGAUUUUGGAGAAAUAAAAUUACAUUAUCCUUUAUUGCGCCUUCCACCCUCACAAACUCAUCUUCAACCAAAUCUUCUUCCCCUAAAACCAGUGCGAAAAUGGCGAUGUCCAUCUCCACGCUCUCCUCAUCCUUCUCCUCUCUAUCUUUUUCCUCUCAAAAACCCUACUCCCUUUCACUCCCUCACUCGUCMAAAUCACUUCAAUUUUCCAAAAUCAAGUCCCCUUCUCUUACCAUUGUUGCGACUGCCCUAGAUGAGCCUCUUACUGUGGAUUUGGAGAAGUACGUUAAAUCGAGGCUCCCCGGUGGCUUCGCUGCCCAGACUCUUAUCGGCACCGGUCGCCGGAAGUGUGCCAUUGCCAGGGUUGUCAUUCAGGAAGGGACUGGAAAAUUCAUAAUCAAUUAUCGUGAUGCGAAGGAAUAUCUUCAAGGCAAUCCAUUGUGGCUUCAGUAUAUUAAAGUCCCUUUAGCAACAUUAGGAUACGAGACUAGCUACGAUGUGUUUGUGAAGGCACAUGGAGGUGGUCUUUCUGGGCAGGCUCAAGCCAUCUCUCUUGGUAUCGCUCGUGCAUUGCUAAAAGUGAGCGAAGACCACAGGAAGCCCCUUAGGAAGGAAGGUCUUCUUACUCGAGAUGCAAGAGUGGUCGAAAGGAAGAAAGUUGGUCUCAAGAAAGCCCGAAAAGCCCCACAAUUCUCCAAACGUUGAGGUACAGCUUUGCAUUUUGGAAAUUUAUUCGUUUUUCUACUGCAAUACCUUUUGCAGCAUCUGUCUGUUGUCAAAUACUGGUUUUUAGUAUAGUUUUGCCUCUAUUCUAAAAUGUUGCUCUUUUAAGAUUUUGUCAUACUUAUCUURCAACUGAUUUCGAAUUAUUGUGCAA